Vicia faba (fava bean) is the source of this 462-nucleotide messenger RNA. The record is from the annotation of a GenBank genome assembly. NCBI's taxonomy places the organism in Eukaryota, Viridiplantae, Streptophyta, Magnoliopsida, Fabales, Fabaceae.
AUGCUUUAUCUCGAACUCACAUCCGUCUUCGACAAACUCAGACGCAAUACCGUCAUGCCAAGCUUUGUCGACCGCGAAUCCAUCGUCUCAACACUCGACCUCUGUCUCCUUCGCGAUACUCUUCAACCUCUCUGUCUCAAUCUGUCAGCAUUCUUCAUCCUCAUCAACUCUCGAUUGUUCAACAUAUCUUCACUUGUGAUAGCAGUUGCAACAAGAACCAGAGGGCAGUCCCUAGAGAUUCAGUGUAUUAACCUUCAGCCUUGUCAUGAACUUUUUCAUUUGUGCAUGUUAAAUUGUGUUGUUGGAACUGAUGUAGACAUUGAUGUGGCAGGUUAUGUUCGAUGGACAUCUGUAGUAGCAGCCCGAAUAUUAGCAAUGGUGAGAUGGCUCGAAAUAGGUGAAGUGCAAAGUAACAACGGAAUCAAGGUGAAAAUGGCGGUUAUGAUGAGGCUCUUUGUUUGA